AUGGAGGAGGAGUCGAUGUCGGGACACAGCUGUUCUGAGGACGAUAUUAGUGUUGGUCGGCCAUCGCCGGCGCCGUCGCGAUCUCCUUCACCUCACGAUUAUUUUAGACCACUGAAGCGCUUGAAGAUGGCUUCCGAGCCAGCAGAGGAAAGACGAGGAGACGGUGUGAAGAGUUUUUCGAUUUUGGACAUUUUGUCUCACAGUCCGCGCACUCCGCCGCGUAUAGUACGUCCAUGGGAUGCUUCAGGGUUCGAGAGAUUACAGCGGCUGCAGCGGUUGGCUGGUGCUGCGUUGCUAGAUGGAGAAAGAUGGAGGUUGGCGGCUCUGGGGCUGUUGAGGCCGCGAGACAUGGCACCAGCUGAGUGCUGUGAUUCUGCUUCCGAAAGAUCCUCGUCUGCGUCAGACUGCUGCUCGGAGCCCCGGCGAGCGCCACAGCAGGGCUCAGCAGCACCACACACUCCUCUCGAUGCACUGUUCCACAUGACUAGCAAGACAUUCGAAGCCAAUAAUCCUGACAAUGGAGGUAGGUUCCAUUUGUACACACACUUGUUUAAAUGGCCAAUUUGA
Messenger RNA from Spodoptera littoralis (African cotton leafworm), 567 nucleotides. NCBI's taxonomy places the organism in Eukaryota, Metazoa, Arthropoda, Insecta, Lepidoptera, Noctuidae. The record is from the annotation of a GenBank genome assembly.